Messenger RNA from Helicoverpa zea (corn earworm), 3704 nucleotides. RefSeq names its product cytochrome P450 307a1 (gene Cyp307a1). The transcript has 2 exons. Gene Ontology annotation, molecular function: oxidoreductase activity, acting on paired donors, with incorporation or reduction of molecular oxygen; iron ion binding; monooxygenase activity. The record is from RefSeq and is a predicted model, not a curated record. The coding region runs from base 10 to 1623 and encodes 537 amino acids. NCBI's taxonomy places the organism in Eukaryota, Metazoa, Arthropoda, Insecta, Lepidoptera, Noctuidae.
AAAAUCAAGAUGUUGAGUGCACUCUUUUUGCUUGCCGCCUUUUUAAUCGCGGUGUACAAAAUUUAUUUUUCUAAUACCAUUACUUAUAAUAAAAUUACUAAGUAUGGAGAAAAUAAAACUUUGGUGCUUAAAGAGGCUCCGGGGCCAACACCACUGCCCAUAAUAGGUAAUUUACACCUUUUGGGUAAGCACGAAUCGCCAUUUCAGUCUUUUACCGACUUGGCGAAGAAGUACGGCGACAUAUUCAGCCUGCAGCUGGGAACUGCUAAAUGUCUGGUGGUCAAUAAUCUGGAUCUUAUCCGGGAGGUCUUGAAUCAAAAUGGGAAGUUCUUCGGCGGACGACCUGAUUUCAUCCGCUUCCAUCAACUCUUUGCUGGUGAUAGGAACAACUCCUUAGCGCUCUGCGAUUGGUCAAACCUACAGCUGCGUAGACGCAACCUAGCCCGGCGUCAUUGCGGGCCAAAACAACACACAGACAACUUUGCACGAAUUGGAGACGUGGCCACAUUCGAAUCCAUCGAGCUCCUACAAACUUUGAAAAACAUCACUCGUACUUCCGACUCAAGUAUCAACCUAAAACCAAUCUUAAUGACAACAGCAAUGAACAUGUUUUCCCACUACAUGUGUAACGUUCGUUUUGACGCCGAAAAUGACGAAGAUUUCAAGCGAAUUGUUGACCAUUUCGACGAAAUAUUCUGGGAGAUCAAUCAGGGAUACGCUUUGGAUUUCUUGCCGUGGUUACAACCUUUUUACAAGAAACAUUUGGAUAAACUGUCAAACUGGUCUGCAGAUAUCAGAUCCUUUAUUUUAUCAAGGAUUGUAGAACAGAGAGAAUUAGAUUUGGAUGUAGAAGGACCGGAAAAGGACUUUUUAGAUGGUUUACUAAAAGUUUUGCACGAAGAUCCGACAGUCGAUAGGAAUACUAUCAUAUUUAUGCUUGAAGACUUUCUGGGCGGACAUUCUUCGGUUGGUAAUCUUGUUAUGUUGUGUUUGACAGCUGUGGCGAGGGACCCUGAGGUUGGUAGAAAGGUAAGGGCAGAAUUAGAUGCUCUCACUAAGGGUAAGAGACCAGUCACAUUGCUGGACCGUCAUAGCUUACCUUAUACUGAAGCUACAGUCCUAGAAUGUCUUAGAUACGCCUCUUCGCCAAUAGUACCUCAUGUAGCUACAGAAAACGCCGCCAUUUCUGGGUACGGAGUAGAAAAAGGCACAAUAGUAUUCAUAAACAAUUACGAAUUAAAUACUUCGGAAGAAUAUUGGCAAGAACCGGAGAAAUUUGACCCUACAAGAUUUUUAGAGAAAACCAAAGUUAGGGUGCGAAGGAAUUCCUUCUGUGAUUCUGGUAUGGAAUCCGAUGGUGAAAGACCAAGUAAGCCAUCGGAGUCAGAGAAAGAAGUUUGGUCCGUAAAGAGGAAUAUACCUCAUUUCCUGCCUUUCAGUAUAGGUAAAAGAACAUGUAUAGGUCAGACUUUAGUCACUACAAUGAGCUUUGUAAUGUUUGCUAGUAUAAUGCAGGAGUUUGAAAUAGGGGCUGAAAGUCUAGAGGAUUUGAGGCAGAAGCCAGCUUGUGUAGCUUUGCCAAAAGAUACGUAUAACCUCUUUUUGAUUCCCAGAAAGCAUUGAUUCUUUUUUAAAUUGUCUACUUACGUAAAUUAUUUGAGCUUGGUUUUUUUGUUUGUGUUUUUGGUUUUGACGCAGUUUUUUUUUUUUGAAAAUUGCGGGUUUUUUUAGAAGGUGUACUUUCUAUUUUACUAAAUAUUAUUCUAUUAAAGAAAUCAACUAAAGACUUUUAAUAUUUUAGUUUAGCGGUUAAAAACAAUGCUUGCUGCACAUUUUUUCAUUUUUGAAGACAUAGACAACCAUUCAAGAUUUUCAUUCAACAUAUUUUUUUAGAGCCUCACUGUCAUUUUCAUUUAUUCCAAAAUUGUCGUUUAAUAAAACAGUCUCUCAUCAAAAAUACAAAUAAAAAACCAAGAAAUUAACGCUCAAAACUAUUUAUUUCUUGAAAUAAUUGUUUUUUUAAGUACUUUUUUUAUAUUUUCGGUAAACUGUGACGUAAAUUCUGACAUUAGAAAUGAUAGGCGGGAAAAAUGUUUGUAAUCUAUGGUAAGGAAAAUGGAUGAUGUGUACUGAUAAAAAAAUAUGGUUUUCUGUUCAUAAUUGUCAAUGUUUGCAAUAUUUUUGAGUAUAAUUACAGUUUAAUCAAUCUUAGUAUAAUAUCUGUUAGAUAUGAAGUGUUUUAAAAGCAUUGACAUAUAUUCUAGCGAUAGACAAGAACAUCCAUACAAAUAAUUUACCCGCUUAUGUCGUCUGUUGACAUCUCGAUGACGUAUUGUGACAUGUAGUCAUCCUCAUUGAUGUUAAUUGCAGAAACGUCGCUCGUAUUUUGCCUACAUUUUUCAUUACUCAAAAAGUUUAUAUCUAAGUGAAUUCAAAAUCAUGUAAUAUAUCAAAAAGUUUAUUUAUAUCUAAUUGAAUGCAAAAUCAUGUAAUAUAUUAAAACCGGGAACUUAUUUUUAGGGUUUUUAAUAUUAAUUACGAUGUUUUUUUUUUCUUAAGAGAAAAAAAGGGGCUAUCACAAAUUUUCGCGAAUUUAAUUAUUUUUUCUUGAAAGUAAGAACAUACCAUGACAAAGUGAAGUCUGUUUUCAUUGAUAUUUUACCUACUGCCAGUUUUAUGGCACAUCUGUUUCUGCACGAUUUUCUUAAUCCAUAAUUUAAGAUGGCGGGCGGGAACAAAUUAAUGCAUAUUUGUAAAAUUGAAUUAUAAAUGAAAAGUAUGAUAUACAAGCGUUGUAAUAGCAUGAACAGCGUGUAAUUUUACUAACUUGACUCUCGAAUUAGUUUAUAUGUGUAAGUUUAUACCUUGAUAUGUAUUUUCUAUUUUAUAAUUGUCGUUUCAUAGACAUCCAUCUGACGCAGGUGUCAAAAUCGCUCUGAUUUGCCAUUUUGGGCACUGCAUAGUCUGCACUGCAGUUCAGUGUGGUAAGCUUUUUGUUCGGAACGUUCUAUCUAGUACGUAGUACAUAUAUAUCGAUGUUUAAAAGUUUGUAUUUAUCUUUUUUUUAAAUAUUUUUUGAACACUGAUAAUUUUGAACCAGAAAGCCAAAAACGACUGUAUCUUGCCUUUUGGAUUUUGCUUGCGUAUGUAAAAAAUAUUUUGUGACUUUUUGGUUAUUUUCACAAAUAGAUUACGUAGUAAUAGUGGUAGUUUUCAAUAGUUAGGAGUCACGAAAAUAUUUUUGUCUUAGAAACUUGUAGCAUUUUUAGAAAAGUAGUCUUUCGAGUGUCUUAAAGUUCCUUUUUUUAUUGAUUUUAUAAAAAAAAUCUCGUCAAAAUCGGCUGUUUUAACUUAAUUUGACCGAAGAAAUGUAGUAGAUUUUUUCGUAUUAGAAAUUGCAUUUAGCGCCAUCUAGUAGUGAGUAGCUGAAACUUUCUGAUUGUACUUUUGUUUCGCAGUGUGUUUGAUGUGUUACUUUACAUGUAGAACUGGUUUAAACUAGAAAUAGAUGUAGAAUAUAGACUUAAUAGGGGAAAUAUUGUAAAAAACUCUUAUAAUCAUGUAGAAACAUUAUUUAAAUAAUUAAAAUAACUAGAUUGUUCCUAAAAGACGACUUUAAUUUAAGUUUCAAUGGUUUGCUAUAAACCUAUGGCGGGUUUCCAAAGAAAAUGUAUUUAGAUUGUAGAUUAAAAAUCCAAAUUUAA